UAAAAUCGAUUACUUAUAAGAAAAAAGCUUCUGUCAUAAAUAAUGAUGUGAAAAUCAUAAUUAAAAGAAAUCAUUGUUCACACUCCUUUUCAUACCAACAAGUGAUGUCUUAAUACAUAUCUUGCUCUUUUUAGAGUUUGCUUUAUUAUCUUGGAUGAAUUAAACAUAUAAUAUCUAUGAAUCCUCAACAUAAAAACUUUAUCUCGAGUUUAAGUUCUAAAGUAACCAAGUCAUGUAUCACGACAACUAUCUUCAGCAUCGUCUUCUUCAUCAUCCUCCAUGGAGUUUCUGUAGGCUGGAUGGAUUUGUUGUUAUUGGCUGGAGGUAGAAUCAAAUUGACACCAAUAUUCACAAGAAACACUUUCUUCACUAUUCCCAAGAAAACACUUACUAUACCAUUCAACUUCACAUUGCAAUGCACUCUAGACAAGAACAUAACAACACAGACGUGUCCUGCAAGCUACCCGGAGAAAUGGAACCCUAAAGACGAUCCAGAAACUUGUCCAGAUUACUUCAGGUGGAUCCACAAGGAUCUUGAACCAUGGCGUGAGACAGGAAUCACUAGAGAGACGCUAGAAAGAGCUCGUGAUAAAGCUCACUUCAGACUAAUCAUAAAAGGUGGAAGAGUGUAUGUGCAUCGAAACAUGAGAUCGUUCCAGACAAGAGAUGUUUUCAUCACAAUAUGGGGAAUCUUGCAGCUUCUAAGGAUGUAUCCUGGUCAAGUCCCUGAUCUUGAGCUUCUCUUCCAGUGCCAUGACCUUCUUCAAAUAUGGAGAAGAGACUAUAGGCCAAGACGAGGAGUCAAUGUAACGUGGCCACCUCCUCCAGUCUUCCAUUACUGUGGCCAUGACGGUGCUUUUAACAUCGUCUUCCCUGAUUGGAGCUUCUGGGGGUGGCCGGAGAUUAACAUAAAGGAGUGGAACAAACUUUCGAAGGCGAUAAGUGAAGGGAUAAAGAAGGUGAAAUGGAAAGAGAGAAAACCUUAUGCAUAUUGGAAAGGGAAUCCUGGAGUUGCUAGGAUUAGAAGAGACCUCAUGAGAUAUCAUGAUCCCAUGAUUCAUCUCAUUCAUCAGGUAUAUAUAUAUAAUGGGUUAGCAUUUGUUCUAUGAUGAUGAAUGGAAUGAACAUGUUUUUGCAGAAUUGGAUUUAGGACUUCAAAUCUAGCAGAUCAAUGCACCCACAGGUACAAGAUUUAUAUAGAAGGAAGGGCUUGGUCAGUGAGCGAGAAGUAUAUAUUAGCUUGUGACAGUAUGUCACUUCUCAUAAAACCUUUUUACUUUGACUUCAUCACUAGAAGUUUAGUUCCCAUGGAACAUUAUUGGCCUAUUAGACUUCAUAAAAAAUGCAAUGACAUCAUCUUUGCCGUCCAAUGGGGCAACAACAAUACCAAAAAGGCAAAAACUAUAGGGAGAAAUGGAAGUGGAUAUGUACUUAAGAAUCUACAAAUGAAACAUGUGUAUGAUUAUAUGUUUCAUAUAUUGCAAAGCUAUGGGAAGUUGAUGAAGAUGAAUGUAGAAGUGCCUGAAGGAGCUAAGGAAGUGUGUCCAGAGACAAUGGCGUGUCCAGUUAAGGGAGGUCGAAUGAGACAAUAUAUGGACGACUCAUUGAUUAUGUCUCCGAGCAGUAAGGGCUCUUGUGAGAUGCCUCCACCUUUUGAAGAAGAUGAGCUCAAGAAGUUUUUAGAAAAGAAAAAAAAAAGUGUUGAGAAAGAAGUGGAGAAGUGGACUAAUGAGUACUGGGAGGAACAAAAGAAGUCUCUUCAACACUGAGUUUUGUAUAUACACAUACACUUUCCCCUAAUCAGUACUACUUAAUUGAGUAUGUAUUAUACAAAAAAAAAAAA
Molecule: messenger RNA, 1843 nt
Organism: Brassica napus (rape)
Lineage: Eukaryota; Viridiplantae; Streptophyta; Magnoliopsida; Brassicales; Brassicaceae
Product: protein O-glucosyltransferase 1
Source: RefSeq, a predicted model, not a curated record